Messenger RNA from Dermochelys coriacea (leatherback sea turtle), 2479 nucleotides. It is a transcript of the gene EN1, whose product is annotated as engrailed homeobox 1. Gene Ontology annotation, cellular component: nucleus. Gene Ontology annotation, biological process: multicellular organism development; neuron differentiation; regulation of transcription by RNA polymerase II. The record is from RefSeq and is a predicted model, not a curated record. The transcript is spliced from 3 exons. The coding region runs from base 650 to 1660 and encodes 336 amino acids. Lineage: Eukaryota; Metazoa; Chordata; Testudines; Dermochelyidae. Gene Ontology annotation, molecular function: DNA-binding transcription factor activity, RNA polymerase II-specific; RNA polymerase II cis-regulatory region sequence-specific DNA binding.
GCGAUUGGCGGACGUCAGGGGUGUCAGAGAGAUCUCCCGUUCCUCAUUGGCUCGUUCCACGUGCGGGCCAGCCUCACGUGUUUCCGGUUCGAAUGAAAAAAGUGUGGCUGAGCGAUUUUUUAGGGAGAGUUUGUUGCAAAGAUCGGAGCUGUCAGAGAUUUGCUUAAAAAAAAAAUUAAAAAAAAAAUACCCAGGCGCUGUGCAAGCUGGCGCUUAAAGGCUCUGCCAAGCCUGAUCUGUGGGCAAAGCAGAGUAUGACACUUGGGGAAAUCAAAACCUACAGUAUUUGUAGGAAGAUGGGUAGAUUUUAAAGGCGAUUGGGAGGGGGGGCGGGCGUGGGGGGGGGAAGCUGCUUUGUUAUUUUAUUUUAUUGGGUGGUGGUGGAAAUAGCAGGUAAUUGCAAACAAAUCCAAAACCCAAUUCGCUCCAGUGUCUCCGUAUUUUUUGGAUAUAACUGUCUUUAAAAACAAACAAACCAACCAACCCCACCACCAACCCAUCUCUCUAGAUCAGAUCCAAGCCAACAAGUGGAUUUUAUUUGUGGUUGUUUUUUUUUUUCACCCCACCACCCACUGGGGUGGGAAUAAAAAGCGUGUGUUGGGGGGAGGGGGGGAGGGAAAGGCAGCGAUCUCCGUGGCGGGGGCUGAUUAUGGAAGAGCAGCCGGACAGUAAAAGUCACCGAGACUCUGCUACAACAACUACCACCACCACCAGCAGCACCAGCAGCGGCAGCGAUGGAGAAAGCGUCCCCGUCUCCCCCAGCCACGCGCCUUCCCCGCCUGCAGCGCCCUGCAUCCGGCCCAUGCCCCACCACCACCAGCCGCAGCCACAGCCGCAUCGCACCACCAACUUUUUCAUUGACAACAUCUUGAGGCCGGACUUUGGCUGCAAGAAAGAGACGCUGCUGAUCGUCGGCGGAGCAGCAGCGGCAGGCGGCGGCAGUGGUGGAGGCGGCGGCCGGGACAGAGACCGAGAUCGCGGUCAGACCUCAGGUAGAGAAAACGUCAACCCACUGAUAACGAGGCCAUGCAACCCGUCCUCUCUCCUUUGCCCGGAUUCAAACUGUAACCCCGACAGCUCCUCCUCGGCGCCUCCUGCUGCAGCUGCUGCCUCUAAAGCGAACCCCGCCGCGGCAGCAGCGGUAGCAGCAGCGGUAGCGGCCGCCAAGCCACCCUCCGAAGGGAGUGGAACUAACCCGGCGAAGUAUGGGGAGCACGCCAACCCCGCCAUCCUGCUCAUGGGCUCUAAUAAUGGAGGACCUGUUGUAAAGAGCGAUUCUCAGCAGCCUCUAGUAUGGCCUGCCUGGGUUUACUGCACUAGGUAUUCAGACAGACCAUCUUCGGGUCCGCGGACCCGGAAACUGAAGAAGAAGAAGAACGAGAAGGAGGACAAGCGGCCUAGAACAGCCUUCACGGCCGAGCAGCUGCAGAGACUCAAGGCGGAGUUCCAGGCCAACCGCUACAUCACGGAGCAGAGGCGGCAGACCCUGGCCCAGGAACUCAGCCUGAACGAAUCCCAGAUCAAGAUCUGGUUCCAGAACAAGCGGGCCAAAAUCAAGAAAGCCACGGGCAUCAAGAACGGCCUGGCUCUUCAUCUCAUGGCCCAGGGACUGUACAACCAUUCCACGACCACGGUGCAGGACAAAGAGGAGAGCGAGUAGUCAGCACCCCCAGUCCGCAUUGAUUAUUAUUAUUAAUUAUUAUUAUUAUUAUUAUUGCCAGGAAAGGAAUAUAAAAUAAAAAGGACUUAACAGUGAAAAGUGACAUACUGAAGGGGACUUUGGACAGGUGCUAUUUAAAAUCAAAUCUAUUGUCUAUCCAUAGUAUAAGGACUCCCAAUUAAAAAAAAAAAAAACAAAACAAAACCCGAACACUUACAAAAAAUAUCUCUAUAUAGCCAAACAUCAUAUGACCUUGUAUAUAUUUAAUUUCAGGUAAGAAAUAUGUGUAGCGAUCUCUAUUUGCUGGACAGUUUCUCUUCCUCUUUGUCUCUCUUUUGUUUGUUUUUUUGUUUGUUUUCUUUUUCUGAUGUCGUUGCCUCUUGUUUUGAAGUAAAUGUCAGACUCCCGAAUUUUUCUUUUAUUUUUUGUGUGAAUUUCCGUCUCCCCCCGCCCCCCGAAGAAUUGGAUCCACUGACUGAGAGCCUGAACCCGCCGCUACAAGCCAAAGAUUUUAUUAUGUUCAGAAAUCUGUAGUCUGAAAUAAAGUGUAGACUGUGUUCAGGAUACAGGCUGGCUGUUCUUAUUUACAUAUAUAGUCACAGCUUGAUGAUUUGUGUGGGUUUUUUUUAAUUGAUUAGGAUUGCGAUUGGCUAAGCACCCUUACAGAAAGUGCGAAUCAAUUUUUAGUUCCAAAUUCAACCCUUUAGAAAUCGGAGCUACUGUUUAAUUUGGCUGGUUGCUUUGUGGCCACUGUUUAAUGUGUGAAGUCAGUGGUAAUUGUGUGUCCCGGUGACUGUGCCAUGAAAUUGCCAAGCACAC